Molecule: messenger RNA, 318 nt
Organism: Myotis brandtii (Brandt's bat)
Lineage: Eukaryota; Metazoa; Chordata; Mammalia; Chiroptera; Vespertilionidae
Exons: 3
Coding region: 40-318 (92 amino acids)
Source: RefSeq, a predicted model, not a curated record
CCACCGACAGACAGCCAGACGGACAGCCAGACGGACAGCAUGAACUGCAUCGGCCACUUCGACAACUUCUCGGGCGCCGUCUUCCCCGGCUGCUACUGGGGCAGCUACGGGUACCCCCUGGGCUACAGCGUGGGCUGCGGCUACGGCAGCACCUACUCGCCCGUGGGCUACGGCUCCGUCUUGGGUGGGAGCCAGGUGCCCGCGCCGCCUGACUUGGAUGCAGCUCCGAAGCCAAUGGGCGGCUUUGCUCAGAGCCACCCAAAGCGGGACAACGGGUGCCCAGUGGACUGUCCAACUCACGGCUUCCUGGUGGCUUAG